Messenger RNA from Elaeis guineensis (African oil palm), 1166 nucleotides. Its product is annotated as MYB-like transcription factor ODO1. The record is from RefSeq and is a predicted model, not a curated record. NCBI's taxonomy places the organism in Eukaryota, Viridiplantae, Streptophyta, Magnoliopsida, Arecales, Arecaceae.
UGGUGGGUGGGUGGGAUGGAUGGCUCCGGAGUCCUUAAGGAAUUGGCGGAGCUGCUGUGGGUGAGAUCGAUAUGGGGAGGCAGCCGUGCUGCGAUAAGCUCGGGGUGAAGAAGGGACCGUGGACGGCGGAGGAGGACAAGAAGCUCAUCAGCUUCAUACUCACCAACGGCCAUUGCUGCUGGCGAGCCGUCCCCAAGCUUGCAGGCCUCCUCAGGUGCGGCAAGAGCUGCCGCCUCCGGUGGACCAACUACCUCCGCCCCGAUCUCAAGCGAGGGCUGCUCACCGAGGCGGAGGAGCAGUUGGUCAUCGACCUCCAUGCUCGCUUGGGGAAUAGGUGGUCCAAGAUAGCUGCAAAGUUGCCAGGAAGAACAGACAACGAAAUAAAGAACCACUGGAACACUCACAUCAAGAAAAAGCUUCUGAAGAUGGGAAUUGAUCCAGUCACACACAAGCCAAUCAACAGGCAACCAAGCCCGAAAAGCUCGCAAUCCACUGCAACAACUGAAUCAAAAUCUGACGAUCACCAGUUACAGUCGCAAGGAUAUGAAGGCCAAAACCAGUCUUCUGAGAACUCGCGAUCGAGCCCACCGGAGGAGAGCUCGAACACUAGCAGCAAUGACCUGUUGGUUGGUAGCUUAUGGGAGGAGGAUAUACCUCUCAUAAAUGAAUCAUGGACGUUUCCAUGCAAUGAAGAGGACUACAGCAGCGUCGUCGCGCCAUUACCAUGGGAAGGGAGCAGUGAGUGGCUGUUGGAUUAUCAAGAUUUUGGAAUAGGAGACAUGGGAUUGGGGAGUUCAGCUAUAGAAAAUUAGCUGGGCUUGUAGACAAACAAAGCAAACGAUCUUGGAGUCCUUAGUAUGAUAUGAGCCAAGCAAAAAAUUGUAGAUAAUUGUAGAUAAUGAAAUAAUGAUUUGGCUAGGGAAGGAACGCUGGAUCCCCUAAUUCUAGUUGAUAGGAAGUGGGAUCCAAGUAGAAGGCUAGUUACUCUUUCCUAUUGGUACUUGCUUCCCAGUCCAAAUACAUGUAUUAUGGAGUAAGGGAAGUGUUUGCCCUUAAGACAUGAAAUCUGGUUGUGGAAAAUAUUAUACAAGGUAAAUGUGUAAGUUGUAUAUAUGCAUACUAGCAUCAACUAUAUGUGAAGGCACUUGAUGUUAUGAUUUAAUCAA